Molecule: messenger RNA, 1630 nt
Organism: Babjeviella inositovora NRRL Y-12698
Lineage: Eukaryota; Fungi; Ascomycota; Pichiomycetes; Serinales
Exons: 1
Coding region: 279-1550 (423 amino acids)
Source: RefSeq, a predicted model, not a curated record
CGUUACAUACUUAUCCCGUGGUGAGCAUAAACUUUGUCCUAGAACCAACCUUGACAUCCACUGCUCCAUUGAAGUGAUUGGAGCGCCUUACGUAUAAAGAAACGUACAACCAGCCAUUCCAAAAGCCAAGACGGAGUCAUCCACCAAAGAUACAGAAAUUGGGCUAUCACCGUUCUCUCUUGUACCACAGUCCAUCUACAGUUGGAAUCGAAACUUUGAAAGAUUACAAUCUUUAGCCUGUUUAAGAAAGAGGUAUCCCAGUGAAUUUUCCCAAUUAAAUGACUGGAAACUCGAAGCAAGACGUCCGAAGACAACUCUUCAAGGGGAUAACUGGUCGGCGCCACCUGGUGUCCCAACCACCGGAAUCCGUUCCUGCCUCUGCCCCAGAGUUUCCCCAUCUCCCAACGGUCUCAGUCCCUGAAAUAGAAUCAUCCACGACCCCCACCACAACAUCUACACUAUUUGCCUCGCCAGUGCCACCAAAAGAUGCAGAUGAGUCGCUACAGGCGGAGCAGUCGCUUGAGUUCAUUCAACCGACCCACCGCCGCUCGGUCCUCCUCAGCGGCGGCUUUCGGCCCACCAACCCCAUGGUCAUCCCUGCUACCCCGGGGAAUCUCACUGAUACCCCAGCUGGACCGAACAUAACCAUUAACAGCACCUCGAGCGUGGCCACCACCAACACGUUUAGCCGGGGGAAGUACACGUAUCCGAGACAGGAUGCCGGCCGCCACCCCAACCAUAACCUGAGGGCCCCCGAGAGAAACGAUUCGCGUAUCGGGUACACCAAGAAAUGCUUGUUUCUAGACGAAACACCUGAACGGCCAGUGGUUUCCCCGGGGCGAGUCUCCGGGUAUGACUACAACGAGGUGUUUUGCAGUGCCCAUCCGCUUCGCCACUCCAAGCUUGUUGCUCUCGAGCAGGCAGAGAGCAGCUCUAAAGCAGUGUUCCGAGGGUACUACGGUGAUGAUAGCGACGAUGACUCCGACGAGGAGGCGAAAAUGCCCAGGAAACACAGCCGGUCGAUAUUUGACGAUUCUGCAGAAGAAGACAACAUCCUCAUCUCAGUGCCAGGCGAGAACGAUCGUGCGAGUGACAUUUUCGACAUGGAGCCAAAGCCCCUUAAGCGAAGCAAGAAGUUUUCGGGGAUCGCCCCAAGGGGGAUCAGCCUAGCCAGGCCCAUGGACGACGAUCCGGUCGAUUCCAUCAUUAACCAGCACUUGCAGAAGCUCAAAAUCGCGUUUCCCUUGAUGGCCAGUAAAAAAACUGGAUCAAACACCGGCGAUUGGCUCACAGAUGAUGAGAUUAUUCGAUUCUCCGAGUUGAACGACGAGUACGAGUCCGAGUUGCAGCAGCUUCACGAGAGCAACGCCGCCGCCAAGAAGAACUUGCAAGCGGAGUAUGAGACAUUGAAGCUGUAUGUGGCCGAUCCACAAUAUGAGGACAAAAUGGGAGAAAUCAGGGACUUGUUGGUUGAGCUGAUGCGGAAGCGGGUCAAGGGGUACGACGAGGAGAGGGACGAUACGUGGGGUGAGGCCGACGAGUCGUUCUAGUGUUGGGUAUUGUGACUCCGAACGUUUCUUGAGUCAGUCAGAGUAAGACCUGGAUAUUUCACUGUUGUGAAACAAUAUUU